CAAAAGGCCAAGGGCCCGAAACGCAAUUGCUCCUGUCCUUUUGAAUCCUUCUGCUUCUUGGCUCUUACACGCGUGCGCUUCUGGUCAGUAUCCCAGUUCGCCUACGACACUGCCGUGUGAUGAACUGAGGUGGAAGUCGUCGAAUGACACUAACUGAGCAGCAACAAACAUGAGCUACGCGACGCGCCUGGUCCGGCGGGAUCCCGAACAUGUUGACCAUCCCAUAGGAUUGGGAUGGCUGCUUGCUAUUGCUCUUUGCGGUGGCAUCCUGUUUUUCACAACGGUUGGCUUGCUUCUUGUCUGGUGGGUGAAGAAGAGUCGUGGUCCUGGACCGCAGAUGGUUUAUUCAUUCGCGGCUCAAAACUAUGGGCUACCACCGUCGUCUUCGCGAUUGACCAAGCGACGACUUCUGGGUUCUGAAUCUUUCUGCAAGCUAUCCAGUCGAAUUUCCAGCCGGUUUUCAUUCGUUGGACCAAAUGAUGAACCGCCGCCAUUACCGACACAUGAGAGCUUUCCGAUGCCUGAGAGGCGAAGGACCGUUUCGAGGGGGAGGAAGAGAUCGAGGAGUUGGGUGGACGAGGACGAUAUGCACGGACCCAGGAUGGCGAGGAACAAGAGGAACGCGCGAGAGUCGUGGUUUGGGGGAGAUGGCCGAUUUACCAUGGCGCCAACACUUCCCAACGUUGCUGCGGUUCCGGAGGAAGUGGAAAUGCAAGCUGAAGUGCCUCUGCAUCAUCCUCAGCCGAGAUGGUUGCCACGCAGCCAGACCGAGCCGAGAAUGGUUCCAAUGUCAAACUCGUCAAUGCAUUCUAAUGGCGUACCAACAGGAGUUGGGUCGUCUGGGCCACCGAGAAUAUCUGUUCCUCAGCCAGCACACGUAAGGCCUUCAGUAACGGACUCAGAUCUCAAGGGUAUCUUGCGAUCGACUGAGCGAAGGCUCUCUGAGAAGAAAUCACAGUCUCCCAUUAAGGGAUCCAGAUCAUCUGGUGUAAAUGGAUCACCUACAAAGACGAUUCACAGCCAUAACAGCCAACGCACCACAGCAUCUGGAAGAUCGAGCGGCAGCCUUCGCGUGUCGGGAAGUCCGCCUAAGAAAGGCUCAUCUCAGAAAAUAAGCGGCAAUAACUCUACCAGCAGUGUUGGCAGUGCUGCGAAUAGUCUGAUUGCGGCAGCGACACAAGAACUCAAACUUCCAGGGGCUUGUUCAAGCCCCAGCAAGGUCAGAGGCGCUCGAAGAGAGCAGCAGCAGCAGGACCGGCGGAUAGAGACAACUGGAAGCUCUGACAGAACUCGAAACACAACUGAUCAGUCACAAAGUCUGCAAAGACACAGCCCUCCACGAAACAGUCAACAGAGACAGAACACCCAUAUAGCGAUGAUGAUGAUUCCUCAGAUGCAGACCGCUCAAAUGCAAUUCCCCCAUCUGCAAUAUCCGCAAUUGCCUCCCCCGCAAGUACAACAUCACUCGAUGCCACCACCACAGCAACGCCCCCCGCAAAGAAACCCCGAGCAUCGUAUGUCCUUUGACAGCGACAAAUCGAGUUCGCUUUCCACUCUUUACAGCACAAACGAGCCAGAAGAAGAGAGACCCAGGCAAAGACAGGUGGAUGACCCCUUUGUGGAAAAGGGGGGGCCAAGGAGGUGGCCAAGCUGGCAAGCACGGCAGCGCCCUGCAAAUGUCGAGUUACAGAGACGAGUAAAGACGCUCAGCUCACCGUUAUUGACAAGAUUCAUAGCGGGCGAGCCUUCGUGCCCGCCGCCAUUGAGGCCUCUCUCAGCGAUGUCACCGCCCGAUAUAGGUUACGGGGGCUUGAUGUCUCCCCUGCUGCUCGAACCACAAUCGACAGAAUACGAAACAAAUGCCGGUGCCAACGGAUCUGAUUUUUCACAGAUUCCGUAUCUUCCUCAGGCUCCCUCAGAAAUUAGCUUCGUCUCGAUGUCUGUUGAUUCUGAUGUGACCGAGGUUCCUGCGAACGAGACGGCCAGAGUCGACUGGAUUGACAGCAGCGACUCGGCGUCAUCUAGCCCCACGACACCAACGGGAAGAUCAAAGUUCUCCGAAAUGUCAUCGUCGUCAUCACCCUACGACGAGCGAGAGAUUAUGUCCCUCUUGAUGGCCACGGCACCGUCUCAGCGAUCCUUGCCGCUGCCUCCGCCUAGCAUCACAGGUCCAGAUGGCAGCAUCGUCACAAUUCUUUCGCCAGCGCCACGAGGAGGUUUGAUGAGACAAGCGUCGACCGCAAGCUCUACUUACACUUUGGAGUCUUUCAUUGCUGAUCACCAAGCUGGUACGCUAACGGCUUCGCCUUCUCAUCGAUCUAUCCACGGCCCUCGACUCAGCAGCACCAUCGCUGAACUGCGUCGCAUGAAUAGCGUAUUGACAUCGCUCAGCAGCAGCGGCAGCGGCGCGUUGGCGAAAUCACGGUCCAUCCGCUUCAGCACCGCAAACAUCGGCAGCAAACACUAUCUCAACGUCGGAAACACAAAGUCCAUGGUCACCUCCCGAUAUAGCACACGGGGAGCACGGCACCGCCGCUCAGAAACUUGCCAUUACGGCAAAGAUUUCCAAGGGCUGGGACUGCGGUUGUCCUGUAUCUUGGACGAAGCGCUUGAUUCCGAGCCGCAGAUGCAGAUGCAGCGGCAGACGCAGAGCCUCAACCUCAGUUAUAAUAAGCCUAGUGUCGAGAUCAUUGAAGGCAUCUCGCCGAAGAUGCUGAAGCAGAAAAUCAGCCCCGUGGAGGAGCUUAUUGAGGCGGAGCCGCAACUGGAUCUGCGUCGAACGAGUAUAGAGAGCUUGGGGCUCUAUGACAAUGAUGGGUUUUUGCUCAGCUCGCCCGAAAGAGACGCGAAGAAGAAACGCUUGAGGGCGUGAACGAGUGAUGUUGAAGAUGUAAUAUUUGGCUUUUCUUUACCUCUGUUCGGAAGACACGAUGGUGAGGGAUACUAAUGUAAUUGUGUGCAACAAAUCUUUUUGGUUUCUAUGUUGAAUAAUAAGGGACAAGGAGUUUUUGAGUAGAUAUAUGUAUAUUAGUUGGUAGCGGCCUAUGGCACCUUUA
Molecule: messenger RNA, 3056 nt
Organism: Trichoderma harzianum CBS 226.95
Lineage: Eukaryota; Fungi; Ascomycota; Sordariomycetes; Hypocreales; Hypocreaceae
Exons: 2
Coding region: 170-2872 (900 amino acids)
Source: RefSeq, a predicted model, not a curated record